AUGGCUACCACAAUCCAUCUCUCACAAGCUAUGGGAAAACCUCUUGUGGAUGCCUCCGUCUACCGUAGUACUAUUGUUGCAUUACAGUAUGCCACCCUCACUAGACCGGAUAUUUCAUUCUCUGUUAAUAAGGUAUGUCAAUUCCUGAAUGCACCAGCUGAUGAACAUUGGCAAGUAGUCAAGCAAAUCCUUCGGUAUCUUAAAGAGACGAUAUCCCAUGGCUUAUUGCUCAAUAUAAAUCCUACACAGCACUUAGUCACCUAUAGUGAUGUUGACUGGGCAGGUUGCCCUGAUGACAAAAAAUCAACUAAGAGUUUUGCCACCUUCUUAGGUGACAGUUUGAUCUCCCAAUCCACUCGAAAGCAAGCCAUAGUAGCAAGAUCUUCAACAGACUCUGAAUAUCAUGCAAUUGCUAAUGCAACCAUUGAGCUCAUCUGGUUAUCCUCAUUACACUAA
This is a messenger RNA of Macadamia integrifolia, 456 nucleotides long. RefSeq lists its product as uncharacterized. The record is from RefSeq and is a predicted model, not a curated record. NCBI's taxonomy places the organism in Eukaryota, Viridiplantae, Streptophyta, Magnoliopsida, Proteales, Proteaceae. The transcript has a single exon. The coding region runs from base 1 to 456 and encodes 151 amino acids.